Coregonus clupeaformis (lake whitefish) is the source of this 2633-nucleotide messenger RNA. Its product is annotated as lactadherin-like. The coding region runs from base 107 to 1543 and encodes 478 amino acids. Lineage: Eukaryota; Metazoa; Chordata; Actinopteri; Salmoniformes; Salmonidae. The record is from RefSeq and is a predicted model, not a curated record. The transcript has 10 exons. Gene Ontology annotation, molecular function: calcium ion binding.
CGCCUACCUUCCCUGUCAAUCUCAACCGGAAAACUAGCGGUAUCACUGUAUUACAUUAUCCAUCUGGUCUACUCUCGGAAAAGUGGGCAAUUCUCGGGAAAUCAACAUGAAACGUCAUGGGUUUUUGUUCCAUUUGACAUUUAUUACCGCUUGUGUCCUUAUCGCUGCCAUCUGCUCAGUGAAAGGGGAUUACUGUGAAGUGAAUCUCUGCCAUAACGGAGGGACGUGUGUGACCGGGGUGGGGGAGGACCCAUUCAUCUGUAUCUGUGCUGAUGCUUUUACUGGAGACACCUGCCACCUCAAUGAGACUGGUCCCUGCAUUCCCAACCCCUGCAGGAAUGAUGGGUCGUGUGAGGUCAUCACUCCGACCAGACGAGGAGACAUGUUCAGCGAAUACGUGUGUAAAUGCCAGCCUGGCUUCGAGGGCGUGCACUGCCAGAUCAAUGUGAAUGACUGUGAGAACCAGCCAUGUAAGAACGGCGGGAUGUGUCGAGAUCUGGAUGGUGACUACACCUGCCUGUGCCCUUCACCCUACGUUGGGAAGCAAUGCCAGCUCCGUUGUAUCUCUCUGAUGGGGAUGGAGGGAGGAGAAAUCGUAGAGUCUCAGAUCUCGGCCUCCUCUGUGCACUAUGGCAUUAUGGGUCUUCAGCGCUGGGGUCCAGAACUGGCCCGGCUCAACAACCAGGGCAUGGUCAACGCCUGGACCGCCGCCAACCACGACAAGAACCCCUGGAUGGAGAUCAACAUGCAAAAGAAGAUGCGCCUAACUGGCAUCAUCACCCAGGGUGCCAGUCGAAUGGGCAUAGCUGAGUACAUUAAAGUCUUUAAAGUGUCUUCCAGCUUUGACGGUAAGACCUACACUCCCUACAGACCAGAGGGACAGCGGAAGGACAAGGUGUUUGUGGGUAACAUUGAUAAUGACAGCACCAAGACCAACCUGUUUGACCCUCCCAUCGUGGCCCAGUUCAUCCGCGUCAUUCCCGUGGUGUGUCGCAAGGCCUGCACCCUACGUAUGGAGCUGGUGGGCUGUGAGCUCAAUGUGUAUUCCAACACGACAGGUUGCUCUGAGCCGAUGGGCAUGAAGUCCCGCCUCGUCUCUGACGGACAGCUCUCGGCGUCCAGUGCCUUCCGCACCUGGGGCAUUGAUGCCUUCACCUGGCACCCACAGUUCGCCCGGCUAGACAAACAGGGCAAGACCAACGCCUGGUCCCCAGCCACUAACAACCGCUCAGAGUGGCUACAGGUGGACCUGGAGAAGACCAAGCGUCUGACAGGCAUCAUCACCCAGGGGGCUAAGGACUUUGGGGUGGUGCAGUUUGUGUCCGCCUUCAAAGUGGCCUACAGCGACGACGGACAUGCCUGGAACCUGGUGAAGGAUGAGAACACUAACACAGAGAAGAUUUUCCAAGGCAACAUUGACAACAACAUGCAUAAGAAGAACCUGUUUGAGCCUUCGUUCUACGCCCGCUAUGUGCGCGUUGUGCCCUGGGAGUGGCACGAGCGCAUCACCCUGCGCAUGGAGCUGCUGGGCUGUGACUACUAGAACUACAUUACCCAUAAUCCACCAGUGCUCCACAAAGCCCUCCACCCAGUCUCCAUACCGUACCUGUCCACACGUGACCGACACUGGAAUCAGUCACACCUUCCUCUGCACCAGGACAUAGAAAUCGAAUGUAUAGAAUGUACAUGGAUCUCUUAUCAUGUGGAUUGGAGAACUGUGUCAGGUUCUAAAUUUCAUUUCUAUAUGCAACGUUCCAGAACUUUGCAUCAAUAGAAUAUGCUCCAGAUUCUCUGCUCUCCAUCUUGUAUUUCUACAAAUAUUUUUCUGAUUUCAGGGACUUAGCAGCAGAUUUAGCCAGGUGUUUUUUUUUUAAGUGCAUAUUAUUCUCUAGCUAAAACGGAUCAAUUCCCAUUGGUUUUUGAUCCUUUCCACAGUGACGGUGGCACAGUGUCAAUUCUAAUUAUAUGGGCGCUCACAUUCUCUCCAUAGAAUUAGGGUUCGUCUGAAAUGUCCGCCUAUUCCCUAUAUAGUGCACUAUUUUUGAGCUAUUGGCAGUACAUGGGCUAUGGUCAAAAGUAGCACACUAUAGGGAACAUGUCGGGUCACCCUUCCCCCAGCGCUGCCAGUUCCAACACGUUCCAAACACUCACAGUUCUGUGUGAUGUCACUUUGCCAGCCGACCUAGCAGCUGCUUGUCCCGCCGUGCUCUCUGACAUUAUGUAUCCAGGGUGAGAGCCUUCUAUUUACAGCAGUGGUAUUCAAUGUCAGGGUCGCCAAAUAAAAAUACAAUCCCUAUCCCAGUCGGAACGGACUUAUCCUAGUUGGCGGCAACCUAAAAUAUUAAGAGUAGCCAACAGAUUAUUGUAUGGAACAAUAUACAAACGCUUUUGAGAAAGAUUAUUUGUAAAUGUAUUUAUUCGUUCUCUUAAUUUUGAUAAGAGAGAUGAAAGGGCAAUGAAUUUAAGGUUAUUUGUUGAUGUAAAAAUCGAAGGUUGUGUCGUUAGAUUUGGGUUGGGGUCAUCAGAAAUUCUGCCAAAAGAAUGGGGUCCCUGCUGGAAAAGUUUGAAUACCACUGAUUUAACACAGGAGGUUGGUGGCACCUUAAUUGGGGAGGACGGGCUCGUAGUAAUGG